This is a messenger RNA of Anolis sagrei ordinatus, 2059 nucleotides long. RefSeq names its product ubiquitin associated protein 1 (gene UBAP1). Gene Ontology annotation, molecular function: ubiquitin binding. Gene Ontology annotation, cellular component: ESCRT I complex. NCBI's taxonomy places the organism in Eukaryota, Metazoa, Chordata, Lepidosauria, Squamata, Anolidae. The record is from RefSeq and is a predicted model, not a curated record. Gene Ontology annotation, biological process: ubiquitin-dependent protein catabolic process via the multivesicular body sorting pathway.
GAGAGAGGCGGACAAGAUGGCGUCGCCCCGCUGCCGAGGCGGGUCUGGAGUUGGGAAGCGGCCGCUCGCCAUGGGAAGCCGCCUGUAGCCCGGCGGAGGACGCGGAGAAGGAGGAGCGGCGGGAGCGGAGGAGAAGGAAGAGCCGCCGGGACGGAAGAGCGGGGCCGCCGCCAGCCGGAUUCUAAAUGGCUUCUGGGAAGUCGGGGUCUGACUUUCAUGGGAUCUUCAGUUACAUUGACGACGUCCCGUUCAAGAUAGGAGACAAGUUCAGGGCACCAGCUAAAGUUGGUUUGCCCAUUGGAUUCUGCCUGCCCGACUCUCCACAGCUUAUCAGGGAAGCUCAGUAUGACUUUUCCCUGGAAAAGAGGACUAUUGAAUGGGCCGAGAACAUUAAGAGGAUCCAGGCCGCCCAGCAAGAGGCCGAGCGGAAGGCGGAGGAGGCUGUAGCCAGCAGCAAGGCUGCCUUGGAGGAGGAGAUGCAAGGGGGCUGCCCCACGGGCACCGUCAUGCCGCCUCCCAUCAACCCCAUUCUUGCGAGCCUGCAGCACGACUGUAUUUUGACCCCGACUCCAGCCAGCAGCAGCUCCUUAAAGCAAAAGUCCCUGAGUCCUCCCCACACGAAGGCCGAUUUCAACCCGGCAGACUUCGAGUGCGAAGAAGACCCCUUUGAUAAACUGGAAUUAAAAACGCUGGAUGACAGAGAGGAACUGAAAAAUAUUCUGCAGAUCCAUGUUGGUACCACGGGGCCCAUCGUGGCCCAGCUUCUAGACAGUAACUUGCCCAAAGUGGCGGCCGAGUCUGUGUUGCAAGACCAGGAGGUCUUGGCCUCCCUAGAAAGGGCGACUUUGGACCUCAAGCCCCUUCACAAACCGAACGGCCUGAUCGCUUUGCCUCAGCUGGGAGGCUGUGAAAAGAUGGCCCUGUCUUCCAAAGUGUCUCUUUCGCCGGUGACCUCCGUGAGCAAUAUCAAGUCUCUCUCCUUCCCGAAGCUCGACUCGGACGAGAGCGACUUGCAAGCGGCCAAACUGGCAAACGCCUCCCGCCUCCACAACGGCACUUUCCUCAGCUCCUUGCAGAGCAAAAGCGGAGAACUGAAUGGGCAUCCCAGGACUGGGCUUUCCAACCUCAAUGUGGACGGAGGCCUCGAGGCUCAAACGUUGUCCUCCGCCACGUCCAGACUGCCUUCUUUGCCCACCUCCGUAGCAUGUACAGAAGAAACCCCGGCUCUCACCACAGCCACGGCGGCGACUCACCAAAGUUUCCCGACCUCCCAAGUGCCCAGGGCCCCUGACUGUGCAAAAUGGCCCUAUGCAGAGGCAUUGCAGGCCCUUUCCUCCAGCGAGCGGCAGUGCGCCGAGACCGUGGUCAACAUGGGCUACUCCUACGAGGACGUCCUGAAGGCGAUGAAGAAGAAGGGGCAGAACAUAGAACAGGUUCUAGACUACCUUUUUGUCCAUGGGCAGUUCUGCGAGAAGGGCUUCGAUCCGCUCCUUGUGGAGACUGCUCUCGAAAUGUAUCAGUGUUCGGAAGAGAAGACAACAGAACUUCUCCAGCUCAUGAGUAAAUUUAAAGAAAUGGGCUUUGAACUGAAAGACAUUAAAGAGGUAUUGCUAUUACACAACAAUGAUCAGGACAAUGCACUGGAAGACCUCAUGACCCGGGCAGGGGCCAGUUGAAGAAGGCUGAAGGGAGCCCGCUCCUCGCCCGGCCAUCCGGACCCUGGCCCUCCUCGCCAAGGGGCUCUCUGUCUCUCUGUAGCCAUUUGGGGAGGGGCAGAAGACCCCCAGAUGACCAACAAAGCGGGGAGGACAGCCCAUUGGUCCUCCAUUGGCGUCUCUCCGUUCUGCCAUUCCCCCGGAGAGAGUCCCAUCUGCUUUCUUCAAUUACAAUUUAAGUGUCCUUUCCUCCCCCUCCCCCUUUUGAUUUCGACUAGGCCACGGGAAAUCUUGACUGGAGCUGUACAUAGUCAGGCCAAGGCUAGUGGUCUCCUCCCUCUCCCCCCAAAUCUUGCACUGGACUUGCCCCGUUUUGGAAAUGAACUACGCUUUGGUUCUUUGAA